Molecule: messenger RNA, 1289 nt
Organism: Conger conger (European conger)
Lineage: Eukaryota; Metazoa; Chordata; Actinopteri; Anguilliformes; Congridae
Gene: ciao2b
Product: cytosolic iron-sulfur assembly component 2B
Exons: 5
Coding region: 157-651 (164 amino acids)
Biological process (GO): iron-sulfur cluster assembly
Cellular component (GO): cytosolic [4Fe-4S] assembly targeting complex
Source: RefSeq, a predicted model, not a curated record
UUCUCCGAUAGGUUAACGGUUUGACUGCCAUAAGGGCUCUGCAGAAACUCCGCCACAAGACAACUAGCUAGCUAGCAAGGUAUCAUUGCUAGUAAGCUAAGGCCACGAAACUUUAACCAAAUUAAUACAUAGACGUAGCGCGUUUUUCAGUUAAAGAUGUCAGGAGUAACGCAUUUAGCCAACGAGAACCCGCAUAUCUUUCAACGAUCAAAAGAAAGACUUUGGACUGCAGAGGAAGAGGACGAAGACAUUGCUGAUCCCAUUGACGACAGGGAAAUCUUUGAUCUCAUCAAAUCCAUCAAUGAUCCUGAGCACCCGCUGUCUCUUGAAGACCUAAACGUUGUGGAACAAGUGCGAGUCCAUGUUAAUGAUCCGGAAGGUUCGGUUAUUGUGGAAUUCACUCCCACCAUUCCCCACUGUAGCAUGGCUACCCUGAUUGGUCUUUCUAUAAAAGUCAAACUGCUAAGGUCCCUACCCAACAGAUUCAAGGUUGAUGUGCAUAUAACUCCUGGCACCCAUGCCACUGAGGAUGCAGUUAAUAAGCAGCUGGCAGACAAAGAGAGAGUGGCUGCAGCUUUGGAGAACACUCAACUCUUGGAGGUGGUGAACCAGUGCUUGGCUUCCAAACUUCCAACAAAUUUAAUGCCAUAAUAAAAUCAGUGUCAUAAGAUUCCAGAGAUAAUGGAUAGUUAUUGGUAUGAAUGACCUUGACCAUGAUGGGUUUUAUAGAGGAACAUGAUGGUGGUGAAUGAUUCAUAAUGUGCACUUUUAUUCCAGUAGUAUGUUUUUACAUGAACCUUUGUGCUUGUUGUUACAUUUGUUAUACACUUGUAUACAGCACUGUCCUACUGAACUGUCAAUAGUAAAAGAAAACACUGUAUAACAGUAUGGGCUGAGAACUACUCUUGCACCACCUAUUAUCACUGCUUGUUUCAAAUCACAAGUAUUUGUAUAGAUCACUGCUAGCCACAUUUAAAGGUUUAUGGAGGUGUCUUUGGCAUUGUGUUUUUCAAAUUGAUUAAAGGGUCUGAUGAGGUCAUUUCAGUGCACUUCCAUAUUUGUGAUGGGGUAGGGGCAGAUUCUCAGAAUCUGAAACAAAAAGACCUUGAAAGAGGAGUGGUGAGUGGGGAGGCAGACAUGUCUCCGGUAUUGGGCGUUGUGGGGAGUGAUGGAACAGUCUAGAAGUGACCUUUCCGCCGUGUCCCCCUGAUGCCUACAUUCUGGAAAUGCACUGAUGCACAAGUGGUCAUUUUAGACAUUUUAAAUAAAUACAUGCUUUUUAAACAGUC